This is a messenger RNA of Symbiodinium necroappetens, 2718 nucleotides long. The record is from the annotation of a GenBank genome assembly. Lineage: Eukaryota; Dinophyceae; Suessiales; Symbiodiniaceae.
AUGCCGGCCCUCACUGUCAACCUGCUCAGCGGGAGGGAGGUCGAGGCAAACUUGUCGAACUUCGAAGGCAAUGGUGCAGAGCUGCGGGAAGUGGUCGGCUGCGCUUUGCGGGUCACGCCGUCUCGCCUCAGGCUGCUCACUGCGAACAACGUCGAGAUCGGUGAUGCUGAUGUGAUAUCGGAAGAGAUCCAGUGCCCGAUCACUGCGACGGUUGGAAAGGGCCAGGAGAUCGCCGAGUUUUGCCAAGAAGCCAUGCCCAGCUUCACUUCGAGACCUGUCGAAGAUGCCCUUAACCUUCCAAAGGGCACAGAAGAUCUGUCUGAUGGCAUCUUGUUGGGAAGAGCGAUAAUGCUUGGCAUCAAGAAGGAAGAGUCGAGGAUAUGGCGCAAGUAUCUGCGCAUGCUGAAGGCACACAAUGCCAACAAGUGGAACUUCGAUCCCGAGGAGGAAUGGGACGAAUGCGGAGGCGAGUGGUCAGAGGAGGAGCAGACGCAGGCGAUAAAGCCCCACUGGCAAGAGGCAAGAGACGGGCUGCAAAAAUGCCGGAAGGCGGCCAGUGGUUUCGUUGAGCUGGACAAGAGGCUGCAGCAGAAGUUGAAGCUGCAGUUCUUCUGUCGAUGGGAGGAGCAUGAGGAGAACGGCCAGACCAAGCGGCACCGGGUUUAUGGAAUCCGGCAAGCAUACUCAGCCGUGGAGUUUGAAAAGGUCUUGGGUUCCUGGUUAGAGCGAGAGAAGCAAUGGGACAAGGCAGCAUCCACUUCCAUUCUGUCAUCUUGGAGGGAACGCAUCACCACGGUCAUCGAAGUUGAGCGUGAAAGUGACUCCGACCAAAUCCUCAAGCUUUUCUCCACUUACUGCAGCUUGCUGACGGCGGCGCACGCCGGCCAGGAAGCGGCUGCCUGGAUCAAACCCUACACGAAGACGACCGUCGAAGCGCUGCUGAAGGGCCUUAAGAAGGAGGCGUUCAUGCUGAGGGCGGAUGCAGGACUGGUUCCCCGGAACUGUCCCGAGAGUAACGACCCGGACCAUCCGGAUUUCAUGGCCGAAAGGAGCGACAAGGUGAUCAUCGAGUCCAUGGGGCUCCUCCACUCAACGGCGGCAUCUGUCGAAGGGCUGAGGGAAGGGCUCUGGUCAUUCUUGGGAGAUCUCGCAGAAGACCGGUGUGACCCUUUACGCUUUCUUGGGAUGAGACUCCUGACGCAAUACCACCCAGCCAACGAAGCGACGCAGCAGCUGUUCCAGAAGUUUACAGAGUUCGACUGGCCUCACGUGCGCGAGAUGGCUAAGGCCGCUCUGGAGGAGUGUCAGUCUGCCCCCGAGCACCCUCAGUCCAACGGAGUGGAGGAAGUUCCGACCGACUGCCCAUCCCCUCGAAGCUUGUACCUGAGAAGUAUGAAAUCGAAUCCGAUCCGGCUGACCAUUCCCCGCCUUGGAGGGAGACGGCGUAUGCGAAGAGGACCUCGCGGUGAGGAUUACGACCCGGGCAAGCACGUGUUGUUCAUCGUGAGGGACGAUGAAGAGGAUGAGGACGAGUACGAGGAGGCAGUCGAAGCUCUUCAGGUCUCCGUGUCCCUUGUUCCACAGCUGGCUGGGCCUGCUCGUUUCGAGCGUGCCUUGGUUCUAGCACCGUCCAUGCUGAUCCGCGGCGAGGACAGCGUUUGGCAGCGGGAGCUUCGAGAGGUGAGUGCACAGUGGCAGGAACCUCUGCGUGUGUGGCAGUGGCACGGCGAGCGCGCAUGCGACCUCCGAUACGAGGCGGAGGCAGGGGUGGUCCCUUUUCCAAUCAGCCGGGCACUGCAGAGGGCCCAAGGGGUUGCGGAGAGCAAGCUUCAGGACUACGAAUUGGCUGAAAAUAUUUCUUUGACAAAGAGUGCACUCGCAGCAGAUGCGGCUGCAAAGAAGAUGUCCUUGAUGGAGGACAUGAAGGCAAAGGCCUCUGAACAACAGGCUCAGGUGGAGAUGAGUCGGAAGGCAAUGGUCGCGGCUGAGGAGGCAGCCUCCAAGCAUGAUGAACACAACGCAGGCUUGGAGAACGCACUGAGCAAGUUCAACGGCCUGAGUCAAGACGUUGAGGGGCUGCAGGAGAACGUGACCAUGCUGGAAGAGGCCCUCGCAUUGACCCUGGCGCGAAUGCAGAAGCACCUUGACGCCGUGAAGGCUUCGACAGCACAGGCAGCAAGUGAUGCCGAGCAGGCAGCACAGAAGGCGCAGCAGGAGUUGCGAACUUUGCAGGGCGAUUUCGACAGGGCCGUCUCGAACGCCACGAAGUCUGAGGCAGAGUCCAAGGAAGCUGCAGAUGCCGCACGCGGUGCCAAGAAGGAUCACGAGGAUGGCCAGCAGACGGUGGAGUUGAUCAAGCAACUCCGACGAGCCGUCGACGAGUUCUACAGUGCAGUCGACGAAGUUGUCUACAGCGAUCAUUCCGGUUCCUUCGAAGAGGACCCUCUGUUGAAGCCUGCCCUCAAGAAGUACAACGUCAUGGCUGCCAGCUUCAUGAAAAUACAGAGCGUCGCGCCAGACGUUUACGAGAAGGUGAAGCGCGCCAUGCCGGAGAUCGAGCGGAACUACGAAUCGGCAAUUGCUGUGAAGUGCGACCCAAAAGAGGAGCUGAUGAAUGGGGACGAACCCCUUCCGGAGUUUGACGCGCAGUGUGGCAGUGGCCUCUUCACCAAGGUCGGCAUGACGAAGCUGAUCAUCCCAGAGACCCCUGCCAGCUGA